Lethenteron reissneri (Far Eastern brook lamprey) is the source of this 1668-nucleotide messenger RNA. RefSeq names its product tropomyosin-1, isoforms 33/34-like. Gene Ontology annotation, molecular function: nucleic acid binding; zinc ion binding. The record is from RefSeq and is a predicted model, not a curated record. NCBI's taxonomy places the organism in Eukaryota, Metazoa, Chordata, Hyperoartia, Petromyzontiformes, Petromyzontidae.
UAGUGGAGAGUGGUGGCGUCGUGUGCGCUGUCAGGUGCGGUGACCUCACGGGACGUGGGGUCGCACGCGCUGGGCAGUGCACGCGACAUCACCCCUCCGAGGGUAUAUAAGGGAGACCCCGUAACGUAAGCGGGGUCACUGGAGGAACGGGGAUAGUGGAAGGGGUAAAGAGGGAACCAGGGAUAGUGAUAAGUGUUAAUAAACCCUGGCGGAAGCCCCUAACUCAACCUCCGUCUCCGAGUACCUCCGUCUACGAUACAACAACUGGUGUCAGAAGUUUACACCGUCGCCAACAUGUAUAAAGCGGGCGCACGGCGUAGGAACCCACCGGCACAUGACUUGGAGGGCGCCGAAGGCGGAGAGGAGGCUCCAGCAGUGACCCCGGAGCCCGGGACCCCGGUGACGGUUCCCGUGGAGACGAGCGGGCCGGAGCGGGAGGAGUCGGCUGCGGGGAGUGCCAGCUCACCGCCGCCGCCAGAGACGGAGAGCGUCCCCGCAGCUCUGCUGCAGCAGCUCCUGCAGGCGGUGGGGCAGCUGACAGCCAGGUUGGCCAAGGUGGAGGCGCGGACGCAGCCAACCGCCCCGCACGCGGGACGGGAGCAACUGUCAACUGCCAACGUUGAAAGCGCCGCAGUUUUCCCAGCGACCGCUCCACCGGAAAUGGCCGCCAUGUUGGCUGCGACUCAAUCCGCGGCGGCCAUGUUGGCUCGGGAGCCAUAUGCGGCCGCUGCUACGGCUGCCAUGGCGACCGCGACGCCGCGUCUCUCCACCGACGCGGCCGGGAUUUCUCGGCACGCCGCUCCUGCGAGACCAGCCGCCGGCGACGACGCGGCUCUACAUCAAGCUGCACCCGCCGGGGGGGCCCCAGCGACCGCUCCACCGGAAAUGGCCGCCAUGUUGGCUGCGACGCAAUCCGCGGCGGCCAUGUUGGCUCGGGAGCCAUAUGCGGCCGCUGCUACGGCUGCCAUGGCGACCGCGACGCCGCGUCUCUCCACCGACGCGGCCGGGAUUUCUCGGCACGCCGCUCCUGCGAGACCAGCCGCCGGCGACGACGCGGCUCUACAUCAAGCGGCGCCCGCCGGGGGGGCCCAGGGCCCCUCCCGAGUGAGGCCGACAGAGACCCCCCAGGCACCGGAGGCCACGGCGGUGGGCCUGUUGCCCGCUGACGGCCCACCUGCACGGGUGGCGGACACCGCACGAGGGAGCGGGCCAGCAGCGCAUACCCGCUCGAGGGGGGUGCGGCUCCGGUGACGGCCCUGAUGGCCGUUCAGCGGGCCUAGCCCCUGGCGCCCGUUCGGCGCUAUCCGGCGGAUGAGGCCUUCGGGCUCUAUUUGUUUUGUUUUUUUGUUGUUACUGUUCUGCUUGAAGGGCCGUGCUGCCCUAAGGUUGAUUGCAGCCGGGUCGGCUGUUUUUUUUUACGGGGGGGGGUGAUGUAGAGGAGUAGUGGAGAGUGGUGGCGUCGUGUGCGCUGUCAGGUGCGGUGACCUCACGGGACGUGGGGUCGCACGCGCUGGGCAGUGCACGCGACAUCACCCCUCCGAGGGUAUAUAAGGGAGACCCCGUAACGUAAGCGGGGUCACUGGAGGAACGGGGAUAGUGGAAGGGGUAAAGAGGGAACCAGGGAUAGUGAUAAGUGUUAAUAAACCCUGGCGGAAGCCCCUAACUCAA